AUGAUAUCCGCCAUACUGUGGGUGCGCAAAGGGAUAAGUAGCGAGCGACCAGAGAGGUAUGAAUUAGAUGAGAAAGAAUUUGAACGAAUUCAAAAGCUUUCGUUGAUGGACCUUGAGGAUGUAGAGGAAGAAGCAGCAAACGUCAAUGAAACUACCAAUGCAGAAACAACGGAGAUCGAUCCCGCAUUGGAUGAAUACCAUUUGGAAGAUUAUGAUAAGAGCGGAUCGGGACAAUCACUGAGUAUAUUUGGGAACUCUGACAGUCUUUCGUAUUAUACAUCAAAUGAUGAAGAUCCGUAUAUAACGCUCGAUGAUGAGCCCAAUGAAGAUGAUGCAGACGUGCAAAUAUUACCAACAGACAAUCUUAUCAUAGCUGCGAGAACAGAAGAUGAUGUCUCCCAAUUAGAGAUUUAUGUAUAUGGAGAACAAGAAGACAGCUUAUAUGUACACCAUGACAUAUUAUUACCCUCAUUUCCCCUCUGUCUUGAAUGGUUAGACUUCCGAUUAGGACGGAAUGCGGAGAUGGAAGGCGGCGGGAAUUAUGUUGCUGUUGGAACGUUCGAGCCAGAGAUUGAGAUUUGGAAUCUAGACGUGAUUGAUCCUAUGUAUCCCGAUGCUAUCCUAGGAAAAAGUCAAGCAGAAAUGGGAAGUAGGAAGGGGAAAAAGAAAAAGCGUAAUAAGAAGCCCAAUCCAGAUUAUCAUGUCGACGCCAUCAUGUCUCUGUCAUGGAACAAGCUACAUAGAAAUAUUCUUGCAUCCUCUUCAGCAGACACAACAGUAAAACUUUGGGAUUUAUCAUCUCUAUCGGUAGCACACUCAUUUACGCAUCACAAAGACAAGGUCCAGUCAGUUCUCUGGCAUCCAAUUGAAUCAACUGUAUUUGUGACUGCAUCUUAUGACAAGACAGUCACUGUUCUUGAUAGCCGGGCUCCAGAUAACAUUACGCUUUGGAAUCUAGGAGCUGAUCCAGAAUGUGUCCAUUGGGACCCAUUUGCCCCAUACUGUUUUUAUGUUAGUAGUGAAGAUGGCUUGGUACAGUAUUUUGAUGUGAGAAAUGGAUCAGGCGGAGCAGUGUUUAGGCUUCAUGCACACGAUGCAGCGGUGUCUAGUAUGGAUGUGAAUCCGUCGAUUAAUGGAUGUUUUGUGACUGGGUCUACUGACAAGACAGUGAAAAUUUGGAAUAUAAACGAAGGAAAACCUGGUAUGGUUUUGUCCCGGAAUUUUGACCUGGGUAAAGUGUUUACAACGAAAUUCAGUCCCGAUUCGCCGUUUCAGCUGGCAAUGGCCGGAUCCAACGGCAAGGUGCACGUUUGGGAUAUAUCUUCAAAUGCAUAUGUAAGAGAGGCUUUCAGGGGACGAGGCUUAAUACCAAGCACCGAGUUUACGCUGAUCGAGAAAGAAGAACAAGACUGUUUACGAUAUAUUUACUAUUAUUAG
This is a messenger RNA of Paraglomus brasilianum, 1437 nucleotides long. The record is from the annotation of a GenBank genome assembly. NCBI's taxonomy places the organism in Eukaryota, Fungi, Glomeromycota, Glomeromycetes, Paraglomerales, Paraglomeraceae.